GCUCCUCCCUGCCGCAGGUUUCCAAUUGAUUGCUACGGAGCUAAGGUGGGAGCUGAGGCUCAGAAAUCCAAUGCUGGUAGGUGGGCGCAUGCGCAACGCAGGCUCUCACAAGCUGGCCGGGGGCGAGCAGAGCUACCCAGAUACUUUUACCAUAUGAAGUUGAACAUGGCAGAAGAAGAGGACUAUAUGUCUGAUUCCUUCAUUAAUGCCCAACAAGACAUCAGACCAGGAUUGCCAAUGCUGAGGCAAAUCCGAGAAGCGCGGCGAAAAGAAGAAAAGCAACAGGAAGCUAAUUUGAAAAACAGGCAGAAGAGUUUAAAAGAAGAAGAACAAGAAAGACGUGACAUUGGAUUGAAGAGUGCACUGGGCUGUGAAAACAAAGGGUUUGCUUUGCUACAAAAGAUGGGAUACAAAAGUGGCCAGGCCCUUGGCAAGAGUGGAGGUGGUAUUGUCGAACCGAUUCCUCUCAACGUCAAGACAGGGAAAAGCGGCAUCGGUCAUGAGGCAUUACUGAAGCGGAAAGCAGAGGAGAAACUAGACAGCUACAGAAGAAAGAUCCACAUGAAAACCCAAGCCGAAGAAAAAGCCGCAGAGCAGUUUCGACUGCGAUUGAAACACAAGCAGGAUGAAGUGAAGCUGGAAGGGGACCUUAGAAGAAGCCAGCGAGCCUGCCAGCAGUUGGAUACGCAGAAGAAUAUUCAGGUUCCCAGGGAAGCAUGGUACUGGUUGGGACUUGAAGAGGAAACUGAGGAAGAGGAAGAAAAAGAAGAAGACGAAGAUGAAUACAAGAGUGAAGACUUGAGUGUCCUGGAAAAAUUACAAAUACUGACUAGUUAUUUAAGAGAAGAACAUCUGUAUUGUAUUUGGUGUGGAACAGCCUACGAAGAUAAAGAAGACCUCUCUUCAAAUUGCCCAGGACCAACUUCUGCAGAUCAUGACUAAGAUUAUUCUCAAUAAAGUAGAAACUUGGAAAAUGU
This is a messenger RNA of Suricata suricatta (meerkat), 977 nucleotides long. RefSeq names its product G-patch domain containing 11 (gene GPATCH11). The transcript is spliced from 9 exons. NCBI's taxonomy places the organism in Eukaryota, Metazoa, Chordata, Mammalia, Carnivora, Herpestidae. The coding region runs from base 154 to 942 and encodes 262 amino acids. Gene Ontology annotation, cellular component: kinetochore. Gene Ontology annotation, molecular function: nucleic acid binding. The record is from RefSeq and is a predicted model, not a curated record.